Molecule: messenger RNA, 495 nt
Organism: Xyrauchen texanus (razorback sucker)
Lineage: Eukaryota; Metazoa; Chordata; Actinopteri; Cypriniformes; Catostomidae
Product: pre-mRNA-splicing factor CWC25 homolog
Exons: 5
Coding region: 1-495 (164 amino acids)
Biological process (GO): mRNA splicing, via spliceosome
Cellular component (GO): U2-type spliceosomal complex
Source: RefSeq, a predicted model, not a curated record
AUGAGGAAGAAAGAUGACCGUCUGGACUGGAUGUACCAGGGUCCAGCGGGACAGGUCUCUCGGGAAGAGUACCUCCUUGGUCGCCCCAUUGACAUGCAGAUCACCCAGCAGUAUGAGGAACCAGAGAGUGGUCCAUCUGCUCAGACUGGCCUCCUGCCUGGCUCCAUAUUCAACCCGACAAGUUCUGUUUCUACUAAUGAUAUGGCUGCCAAGAUAAGAGAGGACCCACUCUUUGAGAUCCGCAAACGAAAGGAGGAGAAAAAGAGAGGUGUUCUUACAAAUCCUGUUAAAAUGAGAAGAAUGGAGAAGAGACCCAAAGCCCCCAGCCCACCAAGACACAGGGACCGUUAUCAAAGAUCACACAAUACUAAUUACAGCAAUGACGUGAAGCUAGAAAGUGCUGCCACUUGCUCUCUGGAGGACCGUGUGAAGAGAAACAUUUACACCAUUCAGAGGAUCCCCGCUGCUCUGGAGAAGAACUUCAUGAGGAGAUGA